Molecule: messenger RNA, 288 nt
Organism: Chaetomium globosum CBS 148.51
Lineage: Eukaryota; Fungi; Ascomycota; Sordariomycetes; Sordariales; Chaetomiaceae
Exons: 2
Coding region: 1-288 (95 amino acids)
Source: RefSeq, a predicted model, not a curated record
AUGCCCUCAGACAUGGGGCCACCUCUGCCCCUGCAGGAGGCGUUAGAGCUGGUCAAGCUCCCGUCAGUCGGCGAGGCCCGGCGGUUCAUGGGGACGAGAGCCGCCUACCUCCCCGGAUCCGAUUUCGACAUGGAGGAUUCGCCGACCUUCCACAAGGCUGCGUUUGGCGGCCAUGUGUACGCCCAGGCUGCGCUGGCCGCCGCCCGCACGUGGAGGGAGCUGGAAGACGAAAAAGGAGCGACGCCCGCUCAAAGACUCGAUCUUCACCACCCCACACUCACACAGUGA